AUGGAUCUCUCUGCGUACGAGGAGAACCUCGACCAGGCCAUCCGGCUGUCUCGACAGGCGACGGAGCGAGACAAAGCGGGCGCGUUCGCUGAGGCCUUCGAACUCUACAAAGUCGCUCUCGACUACUGGCACGUGCUCUGCCGAGGUCAGACGAACGCGCUGUUGAAGGAGAAACUGUAUCGCAAGAUGGGCGAGUACGUCGCCCGCGCCGAGGUUCUCAAGCACUUUCUGGAGAGGCAGAAGCAGCAGUCGUGGCAAGCGUACACUAAGACGCCCCCUGCCUUCGCCAGCGCCGCGUCUCCAUCGAUGGCCUGUCGAUCGGACCCGCUCUUCGCGACGCCUGUGCCUCACGGGAGUUCCCUCUGUUGCUCGAGUGCUGCAAAUCAAGGUUCGCAGCCGUGCGCCUCUACGCCUUUCCCGCAUCUCCUCUCUUCUCCAUGUGCCUCGUUUCUGCAAGCGGACCCUCGCGACUCCGCCAAGAGGAGCUCAGACAGAGGCGACGGCUGCGGGUGUACAGGCAGCAUGCAAGCAGACGAUCUCACCGAAGAAGAAAAAAUCAAAGAAAAACUGAACAUCUCCUCAGCGGACCUCGUGAGCAAGUGGCAAGGCGAGAGUGAAAAGCUCGUGCGUUCUCUGUUCGCCAUGGCGCGAGAGCGAAGGCCGUCGAUCAUCUUCAUCGACGAAAUCGACUCCAUGUGCGGAGCGAGAAGCGAAGGAGACAGCGACUCGUCGCGGAGAAUCAAAACCGAGUUUCUCGUGCAGAUGCAAGGCCUCCAGAAAGACGCUCCGGGAGUCCUCGUCUUGGGCGCUACCAACGUCCCGUGGGCGCUCGACUCAGCAAUUCGUCGUAGAUUCGAGCGGCGGGUGUACAUCCCGCUCCCUGACCUCCGUGCUCGUCUUCAGCUGGUUUCUCUCUCUCUCGGCAACACGCCUCAUCAGCUGGGAGACGUGCAUUUCCAAACGCUCGCCGUACAAACUGAGGGAUUUAGUGGAGCAGACAUUUCGGUGGUUGUGAGAGACGCGCUCUUUCAGCCGCUGCGAAAGUGCCGAGCAGCGACGCACUUUAAGAGAGUUCGUUUCAACGGCACCUUCUUCCUCACGCCUUGUUCUCCUGGAGACGCCGACUCGACAAAAGUGGAAAUGCGCCUCAUGGAAGUCCCCCCCGACCGCCUCUUGCCUCCAGAACUUUCCAUGGAGGAUUUCAUCGCUGUUCUCCGGAAUGCACGUCCUUCUGUGAGUGAAGAGGACAUUCGCCGCCACGACGAGUGGACGAGGCGCUUCGGCGUCGAGGGUCAGUGA
Neospora caninum is the source of this 1299-nucleotide messenger RNA. Its product is annotated as putative vacuolar sorting ATPase Vps4. NCBI's taxonomy places the organism in Eukaryota, Apicomplexa, Conoidasida, Eucoccidiorida, Sarcocystidae. Bases 1 to 1299 code for a protein of 432 amino acids. The record is from RefSeq and is a predicted model, not a curated record. The transcript has 11 exons. Gene Ontology annotation, molecular function: ATP binding; ATP hydrolysis activity. Gene Ontology annotation, biological process: endosomal transport; vacuole organization.